CGGCCACCCUCCACCAUGAGCUGAGGACUGCUUCCCGCGUCACACCCUCAACCUGCCGCGUGUGUUUAAACAGAAGGAUGGUAGCCAGAGGAGAAAUAGCAAGAUUUUGGAGUCUGGAAAGCCUCCACAUGGUCUCUUCAGAUGGAGGUGCAGAGUCUUCGGCCUUAGUGGAUGACAAUGGCAGUGAGGAGGACUUCAGCUAUGAAGAACUCUGCCAGGCCAACCCUCGGUACCUGCAGCCAGGCGGGGAGCAGCUGGCCAUCAACGAGCUCAUCAGCGAUGGCAGCGUGGUCUGUGCAGAAGCACUGUGGGACCAUGUGACCAUGGAUGACCAGGAACUGGGCUUCAAGGCUGGGGAUGUCAUCCAGGUCCUGGAAGCCUCUAACAAGGACUGGUGGUGGGGCCGGAAUGAAGAUAAAGAGGCCUGGUUCCCUGCGAGCUUCGUGAGGCUUCGAGUCAAUCAGGAGGAGCUGCCUGAGAGCUGCAGCAGCUCCCAUGGGGAAGAGCAGGAUGAGGACAGCAGCAAGGCCCGCCACAAGCACCCUGAGAGCCAGCAGCAGAUGCGCACCAAUGUCAUCCAGGAGAUCAUGAACACCGAGCGCGUGUACAUCAAGCACCUCAAGGACAUCUGUGAGGGCUAUAUCCGACAGUGUCGUAAGCACACGGGGAUGUUCACGGUUGCGCAGCUAGCCACUAUUUUUGGAAACAUCGAAGACAUUUACAAAUUCCAAAGAAAGUUUCUGAAAGACCUUGAGAAACAGUACAACAAAGAGGAACCUCACUUAAGCGAGAUAGGAUCCUGCUUUCUCCAGCACCAAGAGGGCUUUGCCAUCUACUCCGAGUACUGCAACAACCACCCAGGUGCCUGCGUGGAGCUGUCCAACCUCAUGAAGCAGAGCAAGUACCGGCACUUCUUCGAGGCCUGCCGCCUGCUUCAGCAGAUGAUCGACAUCGCCUUGGAUGGCUUCCUCCUCACGCCCGUGCAAAAGAUCUGCAAAUACCCACUGCAGCUGGCCGAGCUGCUCAAGUACACCACACAGGAGCACAGCGAUUACAACAAUAUCAAGGCAGCCUACGAGGCCAUGAAGAACGUGGCUUGCUUGAUCAACGAACGCAAGCGCAAGCUGGAGAGCAUUGACAAGAUUGCCCGCUGGCAGGUGUCCAUCGUAGGCUGGGAGGGCCUGGACAUCCUAGACCGAAGCUCCGAGUUGAUUCAUUCGGGGGAACUGACCAAAAUCACCAGGCAGGGCAAGACCCAGCAGCGGAUCUUCUUCCUCUUCGACCACCAGCUGGUGUCCUGCAAGAAGGAUCUGCUGCGUAGGGACAUGCUAUACUACAAGGGCCGCAUGGACAUGGACGCGGUGGAGCUUGUGGACGUGGAGGACGGACGGGACAAGGACUGGAACCUCAGCAUGCGGAAUGCCUUCAAGUUGGUCAGCAGAACCACAGAUGAGGUGCACCUGUUCUGCGCCAGAAAGCAGGAAGACAAGGCCAGGUGGCUGCAGGCCUAUGCAGACGAGAGGCAGAGGGUACAGGAAGACCAGCAAAUGGGAAUGGAAAUCCCAGAAAAUCAAAAGAAACUCGCUAUGUUGAAUGCCCAGAAAGCCGGACAUGGGAAAUCUAAAGGCUACAGCAGCUGCCCCGUGGCCCCGCCCCACCAGAGCCUGCCGCCCCUUCACCAGCGCCACAUCACCGUGCCUACCAGCAUCCCGCAGCAGCAAGUCUUCGCCUUGGCCGAGCCCAAGAGGAAGCCGUCACUCUUCUGGCACACUUUCCACAAACUAACCCCCUUCAGAAAAUGAGCCUCACUCAGGAUGUGCCUCUGAGGUACUGUGGGGAGGAAGGUUCGUCUCUUCGGUGUGGUGUCCAGUGUGGUGCUGCAUGCUUCUUUUAGGAAUCUGUGACGAGGAGAAGGAGUUGAACUCUUCUUUGAUCUUGAGCGGCCCUGCUGCCCUCGUGGAAAGAAGGGCUCCGUGAAGCACUGCUCUAUCCUACACUGGAAGCCGAGCUGCACUCUCAGGUGGCCGGGAUGUGGGGACCAGGCCUCUCUCGGCAUGGGAACAGCUGACCCAGUGGUCCUGUGAGUUUACCACUGAUGGUCACACCCCUGCUGCAGUUCCAGACAGUUCCAGAGCCUUUCAGUCCCUUAGGGGCCACUAUAUUAAGGAUGCCUUCUCUGUUUGUUCUUAAGCAUUGACAGAGAUUGGUAGGAUGUUGGCAGCCAUAGGAUGGCCUGGGUCAGGUCAGCCCUGGCAGAGACAGUGAAGGGGUUAGAACUGCAGGGCAGGUGCCCACUGUUUUCCAAGGUGUACCUAGUGCCAAGCAAGAGUGUAGGCUUCAUCUUACAAGGUUCCCUGUUCACAAGCUAGGGAGAGACAGGAGGCGCCUGUCGCCCUGGCAACGUGGGACAUGAUAGCAUCCUCAAAGCCACGUGCUACUUCCCUGACCAGAGGGAAGGGCACUGCCAGCUCGUUUGUCCCUCUCACCUCCUCCAGCAGAGGUCCUGUCUGCUCACAACACAACCUAAGAAGCUGCCGUUCACAGAAAUAGUGGCGAGGUGAAAAUUGUUUCAAGUUUGAUAACAUGAGAAUGGGCACCCGUGCAUCUUCAGCAGCUAUUUGCAGUUUCUUCAUCAGUGAGGUGAUGAAGACACAGAGGUUCCACAGAGAAAGCGAGAGACAUAGAGACGUAGCGUCCAGCUUCCUGGGAUGUGGAGACACCUGUCACAUGACCUUGAAACGGUGGUGCACGGGCUGUGUCAUCUGGAGGUUGACUCCUUCGCUCUGAGAGACAGUUUAAUGAGGGUCACACGGGCUGACGCCCACAGAGAGUAACCUCCCUUUGUUGACAUUGUGGAAUUUGAUGAAAAUGCUUUUUAACAAGAUAUAAGGAAGACUGGUCCUACAUUUUAAUCGACACAGUGAGCUGGCAGGGACAGAUCCCGCCAUGCAGCUGUGCCUUUUGGACAGCUUGUUCUUGUGAGCAGUUCCUGCAGGGUUCUCCUUGCUCCUCAGCUCUUGCUUGAGAACAAACAAGUCUGCAGUGUUAGAGAUGAAGAUAUUGGUCCAUCAGCACGGUUUCUCCAACCAGUUCGCCCCAGCUAGAGCUAGGCCUAAAGCUACUGACCUCACAGCAAAUCACCUUGACCCUGGACCUGGGGUUAGCCUCAACACUGCUGUGCACCCUGGGCAUGUUCAUUUAGAGGCCACAGUGCUGGGGAUUGUGGUCAGAAGCCCCAGGGCUGGGCUGUUUCUGUGUGUCAUGAAGUGGUUCAGUGCACAGAACGUGUGCGCGCGCGUGCGUGUGUGCGUGCGUGCGUGCGUGCGUGCGUGUGUGUGUGUGUGUGUUAGAGAGACAGAGAGCGAGUGAGAGAAUACUUAAAUAGAUGCCUGAGCUUAGCUGCGUUUCUAUAACUGACAGGUUGUUUUUGUAUUUUACUAACUGAAUGCAAUGAUAUAUUUUGGAAAUUAUACUUAGUGUACUUUCUCUGCUACACUGUGUCUGUCCGGCAGUUUCAACAGUUGUGCUCUUAAUAUGUGAACUGAUUUGAGGAAGUGAAGAGAGUCUUUUGGUCCUGUUUAUAGUCACUGAGGAUUCAACUUGAGGCUCACUGCAGACUUCAUUUGCUGUUACAGUGAAUGACAGUGAAGAAGUAAUACUUUAAGUUUGUGACCGGUCCUGAUAGAUUUCCCAGCUGCCCUAACUUCCGGUUCCCACCUACCUCCACAGACCUCCUAACAAUCCCGAGUCACGGUCAAGACCUGGGCCGGCCCCAGGCAAUUUUAUACAGUGUGAGAAGUGUUUGAUCAAAUGUCUGACCCGGAUGAAUCUUACUUGGGAUUUCUGGGUGAUUUUGAAAACUAAUGUGACAGAGAAACCCUGUCUCGAAAAACCCCCCCAAAAAAAAAAAGAAAUGAAAACUAAUGUGUUUUUAAAAGCUAUAAUAGCCUUUUGACUUUGUAAAAAAAAUCUGUAUUCUAUAUAAAUUUUAUUACCAAAUACCUGAGUUCUACAAAAAGUGGAAGACCUUAAGUAUUAUUUUUAGUUCUCCAAACUUCCUUCUUGAUUUGAGGUGUGCGCUCUACUUUGAAAGGAAGAAAAGAGAAACAGCAUGGAGCCUCUUGCCGGAAUGGUGUCUGAGGCUCGUGAACAUUCCCUCCCUUUCCCUCGUUAGCAUUUCAGAAUUUGCCAGCUCUGUUGAUACUGUUGAGAGGGCUUCCCUGGUUUAGAUUAUAUACGACCACCAUGUGGUAGGUGAAAGAUGAUCAUAAAUAAUACUUGAAAGUGUAGAGAAAGAAGGAACAUUCCAGGCUCUGUCUCAAGAGUAAAAGGGAGUGGUAGACAGCUAGUUGGGCUCUCAAGAGACAUAUGGUAGACCUGCUUCUGCAGGCGGGAACCAUCACCACUAUGGAAUGCCAUUUCUAAAUACUGUGCCUUUUGCUAUCCAAGCCAUUCAAGGCUGAUUCCACAUCCUACGUUGCUGUUUUUACAUGCAAAGCAAAAAUGUGUUUAAUUUGAAAUCCGGUUCCCAGUGGAAGUCUUUUGUGCGCGCCUGAGAUCCAGCAUCAUGCGCGUGUGGAGAAUUGGACCUGGAUAUUUCUCAGGACGGGUCAGUCCUGUUCCCAGUUGGAGUUUCCUGGAGCCAGGGCAUGGCUUCUGCAUUUUGUCUUCAUCCCAGAUAGGAAAAGCAGAAGUGUCCCUCAGGCCAGUGCCAAGAAGUGUGAGUCAGUGUCUUUCAGCAGCGUAAAGCCAGGAUGCUGGGUGCAGUGUGCCCACAAAUGGUUUCUUCUCAGGGUCCAGGGAAGGGGAGUUUGAAGGACUUGGGACAAAGUAAGUAGCAACUUCUAGCUAGUCUGGGGGGGUGAGGGAGUCAGCCUAUAUGAUGUAUGAAAAUUUGCUUAGCCAUCCCACAUACUUCAUUAUUACCUUCAUGGUCUCUUAGGCAUGACCGUUUAUAUUUAGAAAGUAUUUUGAGCCACUUCUGUAAUUUAAUAAUUGGUCCCUUUUGGGGGGUACAUGUUGGUGCCCAGUGUGUGUGACUUGCUGACUUCUUGGCUAUGCUUUUGGUGAAAUCUAAUCCACGUUGGGGUGCUGUGGUCUGUGUAAGUCAAGUGCUACUCUUGAGAUGACGAGUUGACCUUGACACUGAAAUAGGACCUGUGUGCAAGAUGUGCAUUUUUUGCUAAAUGAAGGGUUUUUUUUGUUGUUGUUGUUUUUAAAAAAUAGGUAUUUGAUUUCUUGUAAAUGCUGUGAAUCUCUAUUUGUUGUUUUGUAUCUGUAUAUUAAAAUACUUUGUCAAA
This is a messenger RNA of Microtus ochrogaster (prairie vole), 5300 nucleotides long. RefSeq names its product spermatogenesis associated 13 (gene Spata13). Gene Ontology annotation, molecular function: guanyl-nucleotide exchange factor activity; protein binding. Gene Ontology annotation, biological process: intracellular signal transduction. Lineage: Eukaryota; Metazoa; Chordata; Mammalia; Rodentia; Cricetidae. The record is from RefSeq and is a predicted model, not a curated record.